GCCUGGUUCCUGCAGCUGGGCGACCGGGGACGCGGCCAAAGCCCGGGAAGCUGCAGCGGGGGCGAUGGCCGCACCGAGUCCCGGGCCCCACGAGGCCCUGGCCCCCUCCCCAGAGGCUGGACAAAGAGCACCCGUCUCAAGCUCCAGUCGCCGGGGCCUCCUUCGGCGCCUAUGGGACAAGCAGACUCGCCUGGGGCUGUUUGAGAUCGGCCCGAGGCAUGAGCUCCACGGGUGGACGAGUAUGAUGCAGGCGGGGCUGUGGGCUGCCACCCAGGUCUCCAUAGACCACCCACCCACGGGGCUGCCCACUCAGGAAGAUUUUUCUGAGGUCCUGACCCAGGUUCAUGAGGGCUUCGAGCUGGGCACCCUGGCUGGCCCUGCCUUUGCCCGGCUGCGGCGCUCCCUGGGCCUGGCGGAGGAGGACUAUCAAGCCGCGCUGGGCCCUGGUGGCCCCUAUCUGCAGUUCCUCAGCACCUCCAAGAGCAAGGCCAGCUUCUUCCUGUCCCAUGACCAGCGCUUCUUUCUCAAGACCCAGCGGCGCCGGGAGGUGCGGGUGCUGCUCGCCCACCUGCCCCGCUACGUGCAGCACCUGCAGCGGCACCCGCACUCGCUGCUCGCACGGUUGCUGGGAGUGCACAGUCUGAGGGUGGCCCAGGGAAAGAAGAAAUACUUCAUCAUCAUGCAGAGCGUCUUCUACCCCGCCGGCCGCAUCUCCGAGAGGUACGACAUCAAGGGCUGCCAGGUGAGCCGCUGGGUGGAGCCGGCCCCUGAGGGCAGCCCCCUUGUCCUGGUGCUGAAGGACCUCAAUUUUCAGGGCAAGACCAUGAACCUGGUGGUGACACCUGCCCUCCCGGGGCAGGAGCAUUGGAGACCACGGCUGCCACAGGGUGAGGCUCAGGCCAGGCGCUGGUGCUCGACAGGGCCACAACGGACCUGGCUCCUCCGUCAGAUGGAACUGGACACUGCCUUCCUGCGGGAGCUCCGUGUGCUGGACUACAGCCUCCUGAUGGCCUUCCAGCAUCUCCAUGAUGACGAGUGGGGCCCGGGCAGCAGCGUCAUCUUCCGCAUAGCCAGGUCUGUGCAGGGGCCACAGAUCCCAGAGGAGCCCGGCACCCAGAACCGCCGGCUGCUGCCCGACGGCCCCAACGCGCUGCACGUCCUGGACGGGCCCGAGCACCGCUACUUCCUGGGCCUGGUGGACCUCGCCACGGUCUACGGGCUUCGCAAGCGGCUGGAGCAUUUGUGGAAAACGCUGCGUUACCCAGGCCGGACCUUCUCCACCGUCAGCCCGGCCCGCUACGCCCAGCGUCUCUGCCAGUGGGUCGAGGCGCACACCGAGUGAGCGGCGCCUGGCCUGUCUUCCCAUCCGGAGAAAGGGCGCUCGCCAGGAGCUCGCGUGCCCGCGGCACCCGGGCAACUCGCCUGCUGUUCCUCCAAAGGCCACGAGAGGGCAGCGCCCCCUAACCAAUGCUAUGAUCUCGCAGCCCGGUUCGGUGCUGGAGCUGUACCCCGGGUCGUGCCGGUGCCGAGGACUACGCCCCGCGAUAGCUCACUUAAUCUUCAAAAUGCUAUUAUUGUCAUUUUACAGACCAUGAAAUGGAGGCUCAGGGGGUGAAGAGACUGAGCACCAUCAUUCAGCACUAGUGCUGGGCCAGGCUCCACCUUGCCUUGUGGCCCCAGGAGUUCGUGGACUUAGCCGCUGCAGGCUCCUGCAGCCCUAGCCUCACGCUCUGGGGCAGGGGAAGGCAGAAGGCUUCAGUCAUCCAGAUGGGGAAACUGAGGCCCAGAGACUUUAAGGGGCUUAUGCACGGGUAAGUGGCAAGGCCUUGAGACCCCAGGCGUCCUGGCACACGUGGGGCCCUGCCAUCUCCCUCUGGGAUGUGUCCCCCACCCUGGGGUGUGGGCGUGAGAGGGUGGGUGGUAGGAGGGCAUCCGGGAGCCCUGGGAGGCUCUGAAGGGUCCUCUAAGGCUCUCCAGUGAACUCUGUCCUCUGACAGCCACUUUUCCCAUCUGUGAAAUGGGGCAGGAAGCUGGGCAUAUAAUCCCAGAGCUCAGGAGGCUGAGGCAGGAGGAUCACUGCAAGUUCAAGGCCAGCCUGAACUACACAGUGAGACCCUGUCUCCAAACAAACAAAAGAAAUGGAGGCAGGGUCAGUGGUGAGAUCCAGGGUCUCAGCUGCAGAGACCCCUGGGAGUCCCCAUUUCCCCUCACCAGAACUUCUCCCUCCUCCAGGAAAUGCCAACCUGGUCUCAGACCCUGGUCCAAAGUCCAAUCCAACCAUGCGUGCCCAAGGAGGCCUCUGCUUCAGAGCUGCUCUAGGGCCUGGCUGUGUGACCAGGGCAAGGUGCUGAACCUCUCUGUGCCUCAGCGGUCUUGUGUGUGCAAUGGAAAGCAUGAAAACAGACCUCAUUAACUCAUUAAAUAUUUAUUGAGCACUG
Heterocephalus glaber (naked mole-rat) is the source of this 2438-nucleotide messenger RNA. Lineage: Eukaryota; Metazoa; Chordata; Mammalia; Rodentia; Bathyergidae. The record is from RefSeq and is a predicted model, not a curated record.